AUGGCGGACGGGCGCAGCGAUCGCAGACGCCAUAAAAUGAAACUUCGCUCGACAAAACCAGAACCCGUAUACUGGUUGUCUCUGCCAGCGGAAAUUAGGCUUAUGAUUUUAGAUUUUUUCACACGUCAAAAGAGUCCUGGGUGGGCUUCCCAUGCAGCCGUUUGCAAGGAAUGGCAAUUCUUUAUAGAGAAAAGAAACUUUCAUCGGCUGAAGCUGCAAGGAUCUUGCCUCGACGAAUUCAACCGCAUCGUCAUUCGGCAGAGAUAUCUCGUUCACCAUAUCUGCCUUGAUAUCAGGCUGCCAAAAUACUCAUGCCGAAGUUGUGAGAAUACGGAGACACUUUUGUGGGAAUCUCGCAAAUGCUCCAUCAUCAGAGAUACAAUCUGGACGCUGUUCUCGAUUCUAAGCACUUGGGAUCCAGCUAGUGACCUGACGUUGGAGCUUAAAGCAUAUUCCCCUAGCGACUCGGAACACUGGUUCAAAAACCAUAGUUUUGCCUCUAAUGACGACGGUACCGGAGCCGCAAGUUCAACGCAAGAUGGUGAUCCCGGCGAAAUUAGCUCCAAGUGGCACGACCCAAAGCAUGGCUGGGUUAAUGGCCAGCGGGUUAAGACCCCUCCAUGGCUGGCCCUAUUCCGGUUGUUUCAACCGAGGCCGUUAGGCUUCCAAGAAACACUUCCUGAAGUUAAUGCAGUCACAUGUCUCAUCAUACCUCGACAAUUUCGUUCUUGGCUUCACCCCCUAGACAUGUGGAUUGUAUUGAGCGGCCUUUGCCGAUUAGAACGCCUGGUACAUGAGCCAUCGCGAUCACCAUGGAAAAACAGGCGAAUUAUUUUUGACGACGACGCCCUCUUCUUGGCCCAACUACUCCUCUCUAAAGCUCCUACCUCUCCUAAGAGCCUAUCCGUGUUUGAAGAUUUCAACGCCGAAUUCGCCACAACAGUAGCCAACCGUCAUCGGCAGCGGCCCACCGUUCUGCAACCAGGCCCCGACCGCAACGCAGACCCUCGAGUAGGCGCGGCCUUUGCCUCUCGAAGCCUCCACGUCGAACAGCUUUUCGUAUCAUUCUUGCUAAAUGCCGAGGACUUCUUCCAGGCUUGUUUGCCGACCUGGACGUGGCAGAAUCUCCAAUCUCUAGCACUCACAUCACAGCUCUUAAAACCCACAGGAUUCCACCUACGGCCCAAUGCCCUGCUAUGCCGAGCUGGCGUUGUAGCUCUCCAGAUGCCUAAACUCCGCACCUUGGCGCUGUGGAACGGCUCAUGCGGGUUUGCCGCUGCGUUUAUCUACCAAGUUCACAGAGACUCUGUGACUAUUACCUGGCGUGGGACGUGGAACCAGGAGUUCAACCUCUCAGUAGCCAAGGCCUGGAAAUCCGUCGCGUCGACACUACACUCAACGGAACUGCGGAUAAAAAAACAGCUAAUCCACCACAAGAUCGGGUGCCACGGCGACGCUAUACAUCACCUAGACCUACCCUGUCGAGUUGUGGAGCCGGCGUCGCUGUGGCAGAUACGGAGGGAGAAUUCCCACCAUACGAGAUAA
This is a messenger RNA of Pseudogymnoascus verrucosus, 1545 nucleotides long. RefSeq lists its product as uncharacterized. The transcript has 2 exons. The record is from RefSeq and is a predicted model, not a curated record. Bases 1 to 1545 code for a protein of 514 amino acids. NCBI's taxonomy places the organism in Eukaryota, Fungi, Ascomycota, Leotiomycetes, Thelebolales, Thelebolaceae.